CGCCCUCGUGUGGAGUGGGACAACUACUGAUGGGAAUUGUGUGUGUGUGUUGGUGUGCAUGUGUGUGUCUUAUACGGCUUGGGAGCAACGGAGGGCUGGCUAAUUCUCCGUCAGACCCCCUCUAACCCUCGCUGAAACACUACCACACCGUGAAGGGCAGUGGAGGACACACACCAGGCUUGUGCAAUGGGCUUCAGCAGCAUGGAGAGCAGAGCCGCCACAUCUACAGGACAGGACAGCCAGAGAAACUGAUCAGUCAAUCCAACAGCAGGAGUCGGCUGGGGAAGAGGAGUCUGGACCUGUACUGGUAGGAGCAAGACGAACUCCUCUGUUCUGCUGGGAUUGUCUGAUGUGUUUUAUCUGGUUCCAGGUGGGAAAUGUAUCUACUUUCGGCUUGUCUCUUUUAUGGGUUCUUUUCAGUUUGAUCACCCUGUGCUGUUUGGAUUACAGUAUUGACUGAUUUUGGAUAUCAUUUAUUUCAAUUAUGUUGAUAUCCAGACACAGUGAUCGUUGCCAGUGUACUGUAGGAACUGUGUGUCUUAAAGUCUGUCAAUCUAGCUUCGGAGUGACCUUUUGUCCGGACUCACUGAUUGUAAAGUAAUUACAAAAAGAUUAUUGGAGGCAUUCUUUAAGGGUUCUCCCACAGUUGACCCCAACAGAAGAACUACACUGACAUUCCAGCUUUAUAAUCUGACAAAUAAUCCAAGUUCCUGUUGGAAUCAUCAGCUGUGAGCCAGACGUGAUGUGUUUUUAUGUUGCGCAUAAAGUUAAGUUUUGCAAGACUGUAUGGAAGCACAAGUGAUUUGGGGAAUAUUUGAAAGAUUGUGUCAGACCCCGUUGGCAAGAUUCUGCUUAUGAAAUCUCUCCUCGGCUUUCCCCUAGACUUCUUGUGACCUUUAUCCCCUCGCAGACAAGCACAACAGCAGCCCUGUUUGGGAAAUCAUGGGGAAUGUGUUCAAGUGCUGUCCAAUGUUGGGAGGCUUCUUUCGGUGUCAGACGGCUCCACAAAAGGGGGAUGCAGAACGGUCUCCUCUGCUGUCUGAAGAGGGCAGCGAAUGUGAGACCCUAUGGGACGACACAGAACAGGAUCUACUCACAAACCCCACUCUGGAACAAGGUCAUUUCCUGUUUCCCGACAUAGUCCUCAGCAGUAGCAUUGGAGUGGACGUGGCCGUGGUCGAACCAUCGGUGUGUCUGCCGGUGACGAAGGAUGACCAGGCGAGAGGGGCGGGAGUGACCGUGCGUGGGGAUGAGAGGACAGAUGAAGAGCCAGUGGAAGGAAUGGAUGGAGGAAGAGAGAGGCUGUGCUCUGAGGUGGAAACGCAAACAGAGUCUGGGAUUCCGGCGGGGAUGGAGGCACAGACACAGACAGAGACACAGACAGAGACACAGACACAAACACAAGCAGACCAUCUCAUGGAGACAGAUGAUAAGACGGACACAAACACCCAAAGCCUGGGACACAUAGCAAAAGAGUCCUACUGUUUGUCAGAUGUACGGAACCAGUUAGAUAUAACAGUUGGGAUACAAGCAGAAAAAUGCAAAACAUCCCAAACACAGACACACACUCAAUUACUGGCAGUGACUGAGCUGAACACUGUCAACGCAGACCAGAUUGUUGACCAGAUGAAACAGAAGACUGUCCUGACAAAGGAGUAUGCAGAUAAGAGUGAGCGGAGUCAUGUCCUGACAGUGCAAACUGCCUCCCAGAUAGAACAGAAUGAAGACCAGACAAAACAGAACACUGUCCUAAUGGAACGGAACACUGACCAGACCCAACAGAACAUGGACCUCACAGAACCAAGCAAAGUCCUGAUUGAACAGACCAUAGAUUUGAAAGAAUCUUUUGGAGCCAAGGAUCAGACGGAACCAAGUAUAGGCAAGACCAAACAGAAUACUUCCCGGACAGAACAGACAACUGACCCUGUAUACCUGAACACUCCCCAGGCUCAACGGAGAACUGACCCUGGAUACCUUGACACUGACCAGACUGAACAGAGAACUGACAUUGGAUACCUGGACACUGACCAGACUGAACAGAGAACUGACCCUGGAUACCUGGACACUGACCCGACUGAACAGAGAACUGACCCUGGAUACCUGGACACUGACCUGACUGAACAAGACACGGAGCAGGUAGGCCAGGAUUCUGAGGAGUUGGAACAGGCUGCUGAAAGAGAAGGCCAGGCUGGGACACGUGUGGAUGCAGGUGAGGAGGAUGGCGUCGCAGAGUCCAAACAGAUAACCUUGUUUAUGGUGGACAAGCUGUUUCUGGCUGCUCCACACAUCACAGGACCCACCAGUGUUAACCAACCAGAUGAAGAACCAAAGGAUGCAGAUGAAGGGGAGGAGAGUAGUAUCCAGGAAGUGAUCCGUCUGCAGGAAGAGGGGUUUACUGUCAGGAUCCAGGCACCAGGAUCAGAAACAUUUGAUCUCCAGGUGUCAGGCCAAAUGCUGGUGUUUGAGUUGCAGCAGGUGCUGUUGGACCAUGAGCUCACCUGUCACCGCACCUGUUUCUCCCUGCAGCUUGAGGGAGCUACGCUGGACGGCCUCACUGAACUGCGCUCCAUUCCAAGCCUACUGGAGGGGGCGCUCCUCAAAGUGGUGGAGGAUCCUUACACUGUGCGUGAUGCUCGCCUCCACCUGCGACAUGUUCGUGACCUGCUGAGGGGCCUGGAUCCCACCGACGCACACAACGGCCUCAACGGCUGCUCACUCUCUUACCUGGGCCUCUACACGCAGGGAGACAUGGAGACAGGAGCACGGAAGGGCCCUGGGCAAGAUUCCCCCAACUAUACCCCCCCUGAUUACAUCCUUCCUGGGAGUAAGGACCGCCCACUAAUGCCACUGCAGCCAAUGAGAGAAGAUUGGAAGCCGUUGCAGUGCCUGCGGGUCCUGACAGUGAGCAGCUGGAACCCUCCCCCAGGAAACAGGAAAAUGCACGGGGACCUGAUGUAUCUGAAUGCCGUCACUGUGGAAGACAAACACCUCAACAUCACUGCCUCCACACGAGGCUUCUACCUCAACCAAUCAACUGCCUUUACCUUUAACCCCAAGCCAGCUGCACCCAAGUUCCUUUGCCAUUCCCUUGUGGAAUUGCUUAGUCAGGUGAGCCCCACCUUCAGGAAGAACUUUAACACCCUGCAGAAGAUGAGGGUCCUUCGGCAUCCCUAUGAGAGAAUAGCCACGCCCUUCCAGGUGUUCACCUGGACAGCCCCCCUGGGAGACCACACCCUGAACUGUGUGAGAGCUGAGGAGACCCACACCAGCCGCAUGGGGCAGGAUGAGCACACAGCUGGACAGAGUCGAGACUGGAAUGAAGAGCUGCAGGCGGGUAGGGAACUCCCCAGACAGAACCUUCAGGAACGCCUACUCAGAGAGAGGACUUUAUUUAAGACAAACAGCGACUUUCUCGCUGCUGCAAGGCGAGGUGCCAUGGCGGUGGUUGACGGUAACGUCAUGGCGAUAAACCCGGGGGAGGAGCCCCGGAUGCAAAUGUUCAUUUGGAACAGCUUGUUUUUCAGCCUGGGUUUUGACGUGCGUGACCACUACCACUCCCUAGGGGGCGACGCUGCUGCCCAUGCAGCCGCCACCUGUGACCUGAGAGGAGUGCAGGCUUAUGCAGCUCUCGACACAGAUGGUCUCCAUACACUAGGAACCGCUGUACUGGAUUACCGUGGUUACCGUGUAACCGCCCAAACGAUUGUCCCUGGCAUUCUGGAUAAGGAUCAGGAGCAGAGCGUGGUCUAUGGGUCUAAUGAUUAUGGAAAGACUAUCGUCACACAUCCCAGAUUUGUAGAGCUUCUAAACAGCACCAGUGGGCCAAUGAGGAUUCAGCGUCACCUGGUGCUUGACCACACCCAUCUCCCUGUGGACCUCUGUUCCUCUGUCGAGACCAAGGGCAUUCUGGGAAACGAUGGAAGACAUUACAUCCUUGACCUCAUACGCUCCUACCCACCUGACCUCAACUUCCUGUUCUUGGAGGAAGGGGAGGAGCUACAAGAGGACUGCCACCGCCCUGGUUUCCCACGGCAACACCCGCACAGCUUGGCCAGUCUGAGACCAGAGCUGCUGGAGGCUUUUGUCCAACACAGGUAUGAAGUUUUCCUCAAGAUGGUUGCCUCCGGGCUCAACCAAGAGGAAGUGUCUCAAGAAGAGACAAGAAAUGGCACUCAGGCAGAUAGGAGACUGGCUGAAGAUAGGAGCCUGGCAAUGGAGCAGGCCACAGCUCUGGAGUCAGCGCAAACAGCAGGACUCCGAACCGGCACAGAUGCUCGCCAAAGAGUGGUGAUCCAGAAGGCUUGUGAGGCUGUUGGCUCAGUCAGUGACUCCUGCUUUGAUAUCAGAUUCAACCCUAACAUCAUCUCUUCUGGGGUGCGUUUCCCAGCAGAACUCUCUGAGGACGUUCAGAAACAAAGGCAGUUGUUAAAGGAUGUUGCUGUCUUCAUGCUAUCCAAUCAAAUUCCAUCACUGAUAAGGGACUGUCUGGACUAUACGGUGGUGGUGAUGGAUGGAGGUACCCUGACUGCAGAGCUUCAUGAGCGGGGUGUGAAUGUACGUUACCUGGGCACUUUGCUGGAGCAACUGGAGAACACUGGGGAGGGAAAGAGGCUGGCGCAUGUGCAGAGAGUUGCCAUUAGUGAGCUGAUUAUUAGGAGUGCCAAACACAUUUUCAAGACUUAUCUACAGGGUGUUGAGCCCUCAGCCCUCUCCGCAGCUGUCAGCCACUUCCUGAACUGCCUCCUGAGUUCCUCUUCCUCAUCGUCUGACUCCGCCUCCUUCGUGCCACCAGACGAGCUUCUGUCUCGUCGCAGGAGCCGCCGGCGUCGCAGCCAUGGAAAUCGAGUGUCCAUGGUUACAGAUGCCAUCUGGGCAAGGCUGACUCCCAGUGACCUCUGGAGUAAGAUCAAGGCUGAGGCAGAGUGGUACUACCACUACACACUACACUGUGAGAACAUAGAUAAGGCAAUUGAAAAGUACAGUCUACAGAGGAUCUCCCUGCUCAGGGAGAUGGCCAUCAAAACAGGCAUCCAGGUGCAGUUGAGGGAGUAUGUGUUUGAGUCUCGGCAUAGGCCAGUGUUUAGUGAGGAGGAUGUAAUCAACAUGUUUCCUGUGGUCAAACACCUCAGCCCUACAGACUCUGACGCAACACAGCUGAUACAGCAAUCCCAGGCCACCAUACAUCAAGGGCUCCUUAAGGAGGGCUGUGAGUUGAUAAGACAAGCUCUCACCUUGUUCAGCAGUGUGUGUGGGGUUCUGCACAAGGACGUGAGCGUUUGCCUGCGUCUGCUAGGGCGACUCUGCUAUUUAAUCGGAGAUUAUACUGAGGCCCUCAGUCACCAGGAGAAGGCUGCCCUCAUCACUGAGAGAGUGCAGGGCAUAGAUCACCCUCAGACCAUACAGGAUUAUACUCAUCUGGCCCUGUACUGCUUCGCCGGGGGUCAGAUCUCUACAUCCCUGCGUCUGCUCUAUCGCGCUCGCUACCUCUCUCUGCUCGUGGUUGGAGAAGACCACCCACAGGUGGCGCUGUUGGAUAGUAUGUUGGGUUUGGUGUUGCAUGGGCUAUUGGAAUAUGACCUUUCGCUGAGGUUCCUACAGAAUGCCUUAACCCUCACCUUAAAAUACCAUGGUACAACAUCUCUUAAACACGCGCAGAGUUAUCACAUGCUAGCUAUGGUAUUUGAGAGCAAGGGAGACUUCCGCUCAGCUCUGCAACAUGAGAAGGAGGCUUAUUCCAUAUACAAGAACCAAGUAGGGGACAGCCAUGGUCGUGCACGAGAGAGCUCAGAGUACCUGGAGAGUCUGACCCAGCAGGCAGUGACUCUCCAGAGAGCCAUUAACCAUAUCUACAGUAGCGUCUCAAGCACCUGCCUCGCACCACUCAAGUUUUCCACUCCCAGCCUCCCUGUGAUUCUCCAACAGCUCAACCUUGUUUGUGGGAUCAUCCUGGUUCCACUCAGCAACAAGGACCUUAAGCAGCUGAGGGCGGAGUUGAAAGGGAACAGAGAAGAGGGACAUGCUCUGAUUCAAGAGCUGGAUGAUCUGAUGGACAAAUGAUUUGUACGUGCCUGACCACAACACAAUAUAUGCUUUGGUAGAUGGAUGCACUACUAAACAAUUUACAACUUUUACACAUGCAUAUCUAUGCAUAAUAAGGACUGUCAUCCCGAUACAGUAAACACAGUGAAAAGGGAAGACUUUGCAUUUGAGAGACAUUUUCAUUUGUUUUAUUUCAUUUAAAAGACUGGUGUGAGAAUGUAAUGAACUAAUGUGUAUAACCGAUGUGCUGUAGUCUCAACUGACAGCCAAAUAGAAUGACUAAGUUACUAUUCAGAAUAACUGUCAAGGGGAGGGACUUCAGUAGAACUGUAGAAGGCACAUGUAGUAAACUGGCUUUUGAAAUAAACUGGAAAGGAGAGCAUGUGUACCAUACAGUGUUUACUGUGAUCAUCUGAGUAGGUCUCUUGGCCACUUGUUACA
This is a messenger RNA of Hypomesus transpacificus, 6480 nucleotides long. RefSeq names its product clustered mitochondria protein homolog. The transcript is spliced from 28 exons. The coding region runs from base 943 to 6057 and encodes 1704 amino acids. The record is from RefSeq and is a predicted model, not a curated record. Gene Ontology annotation, biological process: intracellular distribution of mitochondria. Gene Ontology annotation, molecular function: mRNA binding; protein binding. Gene Ontology annotation, cellular component: cytoplasm. Lineage: Eukaryota; Metazoa; Chordata; Actinopteri; Osmeriformes; Osmeridae.